CGCCCUGCACACAAGUAGAGGGAAGCAUAGAUCUCGUUCUGCCUGAUCUCUGCUGCAUGAACGCAGAACCACCAUUCACAUCCCAGAAGGGGAAGGGCAGAGGAGGCAUUGAUUCUACAGGAGUGGACGGGAAAGGGUGCUGCUGAGACUAAGAAUGCUUACAUCUCAGAGGGAUGUGCAGGAAUGGUACCUUCCCAGCUGGAAAAUAAAACCAGAGUACUCCGCGAAAGUGCUCAUUGGAAACUGGUUGGAAGAGAGGAAAAGGUUUACAAAAGACAUUGGGAAACCCAGCAACAGCAGCUAUGGGACUGACUUUAUUCGCUUCCCUGGCCACAGAACAGAUCAAACAGUCAGGAGAACCAUUAUGAAGAAACUUGAUGGCCUGCCAAAGCAGCAUCUGUUUACACAUCAUGAAGAACCGAGCAACCGAAAUUUAGUAACUCAGUAUGAUGAUCAUUACAACAGACAUGGCUAUAAUCCUAUGCUGCCUCCGCUCCGCAGAUGGAAUGGACAAAAGCUAGCCUGGCUCCCGGAGAAAUCAGAUUUCCCCAUUUUCGAGCCACCCACCAACUAUGGCCUUUUUGAGCAACUAAUGAAAAAAUGGACCCACCAAGAGGCUGGAGUGAUGAACAGUGUCUACACUGUUUCUUAUGAGAUGCCGCCUGUUUCUGCUUUUGCCGUUCGCCGACGUCCGGUCACAAAUUGCCACCGGUCCCCCCAUGAUGGGCAGCGUCUUCCCCACAACCUCAGUGCAAGUCUGGAAUGUGACAGCGCACCAAAAUGCCUUCAAGUUUCCGAGCAGCCGGUCAGAGACCCGGCAGCCAUUGGGGCCAUGCUGUAGAGUGCUUAUUGCGAUACUCUAACUGCUAUUCAAAUACAGCAUGUUGACCAAACACUAAGUCUAUUCUGAUCCAUGUGCUAUUGGCAGAAAUAGGAAUUAGGCUAUAUAGAUGGAGUGGUGUCUACUGAUUGGAGCAGAGCACUGGAAUGUAGGGUGACUAGGUUACAUUCCCAGCUCUGCCUUUGACCAGUGGCAACUCCUCAGGGUGGACUUUGUUUCCCUUACUUGAAUCAGAAAUCUGCAUGAUCUUUCUGUGCUGCUGUGAAGGGCUCUGAGUUCACCUUCGUGCAUCAGCUUUGCCUACUCACUGACAAAAGUCACCAUCACCCACGGCCUCUACUGAGCGAGUGACCUUAUUCAGUUUAGGGGUGGGCCUUCUGUGCCGCUCCCUUGUGGAAAGAAGCAGUAGGAUAUAUAUUCCAUAUACAGGGAGCGUACCCUAUAUAUUAUACACAUUACACAAGAGGACUGUCAUAUAUGACAGGGGACACUUAUAUUAGAGUGAAUACAGGAUCUCUCAUGAGUGCAAUGGGUAAAACAUAUGUUACACCUCUACCCCCAUAUAGCACAACCCGAUAUAACACGUAUUCUGAUAUAACACGGUAAAGCAGGGCUCUGGG
This is a messenger RNA of Gopherus evgoodei (Goodes thornscrub tortoise), 1461 nucleotides long. It is a transcript of the gene CFAP107, whose product is annotated as chromosome 18 C1orf158 homolog. The record is from RefSeq and is a predicted model, not a curated record. NCBI's taxonomy places the organism in Eukaryota, Metazoa, Chordata, Testudines, Testudinidae. The transcript has 4 exons. The coding region runs from base 155 to 841 and encodes 228 amino acids.